Molecule: messenger RNA, 1929 nt
Organism: Aureobasidium namibiae CBS 147.97
Lineage: Eukaryota; Fungi; Ascomycota; Dothideomycetes; Dothideales; Saccotheciaceae
Exons: 5
Coding region: 1-1929 (642 amino acids)
Source: RefSeq, a predicted model, not a curated record
AUGUCCGGAAGAGGAAGAGGUGCCUACUUCAAGGCCAAGUAUGCAACCAGAGGAGGUCGUGGAGGCCAUGGUGCCGAAAAUCACUCCCAAUCGUCUUCUGCACACCCAUCCACAUCCACCUGGGCACAGUUGUCGCAAGUUCUAGAUUCACUUGAUGGACAACCAUAUGGUUCGUACAAACGUCUACAGAAUGCACGUUUUCAACACAGCUCGCCGGACUUUACGCUAUCAGUAAACCAUGUCCAGACAGAUGCAUAUGCGCCGCCUUCAAAAAUCAGCGUAUCUAUGGAUUGGAAAACUACUGGUUUACCUGACGAAUACGCGGAGUCCGACAUUCGUCAGAUCGCUUUGGCCGACUAUCUCUCCAGAGCUGCUGCUGCCUUCAUCCGCACCAAACACAUGGACCAGUCUGUAGGUUCCGGGAAGUCUGGCUGGUCAGGUCCUAAAGGCGGAGCCUUCGCCAUCAACGCUCCAGCACAAGAAGUCCUGCCUCGCACAAGCGCUCUCAUUUCGUCCAGCGGGAAAAAGAGCCUCGAGAUGCGCUUCACAGUCUCUUUGCCUGCUCGCGGCCGUACUAUCUUGGGUAGAGAAGCCAAGUCGAUCUUAUGUGUCAGCCUUCCAGAGUUGAUCAAGAACACUAUGCUUUACACGUCUCAUGUUCCUGAAAUGCUCGAGACUCAUAUUCGUUGUGUAGAGGACCAAGCGUACAUGCGAGCUCAACUUGAAGAUAAGGGCUUGGUUGCUUUCAUCGGCAAUGGCUCAAUUCUCCCAAGAGCUAGUGGAGCGUCCGCUCGCGGUAUGAGUGGUAAGCACGUCGUACCUUUCCAAUCGCCAGAUGAUCUUGAAGUCACAUUGAAACGCAAGCACGGUCACAAAGUACAUGGAAUGGGCAUACCAAAAGGUGUUACAUUACUCACUGGUGGUGGCUAUCAUGGCAAGUCAACUUUGCUCGAAGCUCUUCAACUUGGCAUCUAUAACUAUGUUCCUGGCGAUGGACGAGAGUUGGUCGUCACUAAUCCUGCUGCGGUGAAGAUCCGCGCCGACGACGGUCGCAGUGUUACAGGAACGAAUAUCAGUGCCUUCAUCAAGAACUUGCCAGGGAAGAGAGAGACAGAUGCCUUUACCACCGAUGAUGCAAGUGGUUCAACUUCUAUGGCAGCCAACAUCUCUGAAGCUCUUGAACUAGGAGCACAAGUCAUCAUGGUUGACGAAGACACAUCCGCUACCAACCUCCUCGUCAGAGAUGAGCGUAUGCAAAUGCUUAUCAAGAACGAGCCUAUAACUCCUCUCGUAUCGAAAGUCCGCGCUCUCUACGACCAGCACGGUGUCAGCACUAUCAUCGUGGUCGGAGGACUCGGUGACUGGUUAGAUAUCGCCGACAAUGUAAUCGGGAUGGACUCUUACGUUCCUCGACUGCUCACCCAAGAAGCAAAAGAACUAGCCAAGGAAAUGCCUAGAAACGUCGUGCAAGACAAGAAGUACGGCACGAUAUCCGGUAGAAAUGUCGGCUUCCCGGCAGCCAUUCUCCACGACAAAACUCCGUAUGCCAAGAGGAAGGACUUUAUCACCAUCUAUGCCGACCGAGCUUUGCAGGAUCCCUCGCAAAACGAGGCAGGAAUUGACAUAUCGAGUGUCGAGCAGCUGGUCGGAGUGGGUCAGACACGAACGAUUGCUCACUCUAUCCGCGCGCUUGCUCUUACAAAGGAUUCCGAAUCUUCUCUAAGAUCAUCGUUAUCAGGCAUCGAGGCUGAGAUUGCAUUGGAAAAAGCUAUCCCAGAAAAUCUGCCUGGAGGAGAUCUAGUCGCAGUCCGUCGCUUCGAGCUGGGCGCAGCCAUCAACCGUAUUCGAGGCUUAGAGUCACGAGCAGCAGCGAAGGAAGAGGCUCAGACGGGAGAAGGACCAAAGAAGAAGGCACGCAUGGACCUUUGA